Otolemur garnettii (small-eared galago) is the source of this 2647-nucleotide messenger RNA. Its product is annotated as transmembrane protein 132D. The annotation marks the transcript as partial. NCBI's taxonomy places the organism in Eukaryota, Metazoa, Chordata, Mammalia, Primates, Galagidae. The record is from RefSeq and is a predicted model, not a curated record. The transcript is spliced from 6 exons.
UUGGCAAUCAUAAAAGGUGAUGAUGAUGGUGGUGAUGGUGAUGAUAGUGAUGAUGGUGAUGAUGGUGGCAGUGAUGAAGUUGAUGAUAAUAAUGGUGUUGAUAGUGAUGAUAAUGGUGAUGAUGGUGAUGAUGAUAAUGGUGAUGAAGGUGAUGAUAAUGAUGGUGUUGAUAGUGAUGAUAAUGGUGAUGAUGGUGAUGAUAAUGAUGGUGUUGAUAGUGAUGAUAAUGGUGAUGAUGGUGAUGAUGAUGGUGAUGAAGGUGAUGAUAAUGAUGGUGUUGAUAGUGAUGAUGAUGGUGAUGAAGGUGAUGAUAAUGAUGGUGUUGAUAGUGAUAAUGAUGGUGAUGAUGGUGAUGAUAAUGGUGAUGAAGGUGAUGAUGAUGAUGGUGUUGAUAGUGAUGAUAAUGGUGAUGAUGGUGAUGAUAAUGGUGAUGAAGGUGAUGAUAAUGAUGGUGUUGAUAGUGAUGAUAAUGCUGCAAUAGCAAAGGUAAAGUCUCACCUGCCGGCCCCCCACGUCUCUCCUUCCUCUUCACAGGUUUCUGACAGAUGUGACUACGUCUUUGUCAAUGGAAAGGAAAUGAAAGGCAAGGUGAACGUGGUGGUCAACUUCACCUACCAGCACCUGAGCAGUGCCCUGGAGAUGACGGUGUGGGUGCCCCGGCUCCCACUGCAGAUUGAGGUCUCCGACACUGAACUCAAUCAGAUCAAGGGCUGGAGGGUGCCCAUUGUCUCCAACAAAAGGCCGGCUGGGGACAGCGAGGAAGAGGAUGACGAGGAGAGAAGGGGCCGCGGCUGCACACUGCAGUACCAGCAUGCCAUGGUGCGGGUCCUGACGCAGUUCGUGGCAGAGGCAGCUGACCCGGGGGCCCACGCGGCCCACCUGCUGGGCUCAGACUGGCAAGUGGACAUCACGGAGCUGAUCAGCGACUUCGUGCAGGUGGAGGAGCCCAGGAUUGCCAAGCUGCAGGGAGGACAGGUGCUGAUCGGGCAGGAGCUGGGGAUGACCACCAUUCAGAUCCUGUCUCCUCUGUCGGAUGCCAUCUUGGCUGAAAAGACUAUUACUGUGCUGGACGAGAAGGUGACCAUCACGGACCUUGGCGUCCAGCUGGUGACAGGACUGUCACUCUCCUUGCAGCUCAGCCCAGGGAGCAACAGAGCCAUCUUUGCCACUGCAGUGGCUCAGGAACUUCUGCAGAAGCCCAAACAGGAAGCGGCCAUCAGUUGCUGGGUCCAGUUCAGUGAUGGCUCUGUCACGCCCCUGGAUAUUUACGACGGGAAAGACUUCUCUCUGAUGGCCACAUCCUUGGAUGAGAAGGUGGUCUCCAUCCACCAGGACCCCAAGUUCAAGUGGCCUAUAAUUGCCGCUGAAACGGAAGGACGCGGUGCUCUGGUCAAGGUCGAAAUGGUUAUCAGCGAAUCGUGCCAGAAAUCCAAGCGCAAGAGUGUGCUCGCUGUCGGGACAGCAAAUAUCAAAGUAAAAUUUGGUCAAAACGACGCCAGCCCCAACACCAGCGACAGCAGACACGCCGGGGCAAGUGUUCACCUGGAAAAUGACAUCAGUGACAGAAGGCCCAAAAAGACCCUGUACGAGUGGGAGAGCCCAGAGGGCCGGUACUACAGCAGUUCUUCCGUGGGACUCAUGGAAGGGCGGGGCACCGUGACAGAGAGGUCCACCCUGCGGAAGAAGAACGAUGGCGACAGCCACCUGCAGACCAUCCCCUUCGACCUCACCAGCUUCCCAGCCCAGGUGGACCUGCCCAGAAGCAACGGGGAGAUGGAUGAGAACGACCUGAUGCAGGCCUCCAAGGGGCUGAGUGACUUAGAAAUUGGGAUGUAUGCUUUGUUGGGUGUCUUCUGCCUGGCCAUUCUGGUCUUCUUAAUAAACUGCGUGACCUUUGCUUUAAAGUACAGGCACAAACAGGUUCCCUUUGAAGAACAAGAAGGUAUGAGCCACUCCCACGACUGGGUUGGGUUGAGCAACCGGACAGAACUGCUGGAGAACCACAUUAACUUCGCAUCCUCCCAAGAGGAGCAAAUCACUGCCAUUGACAGGGGCAUGGACUUCGAGGAGAGUAAAUACCUCCUCAGCACAAACUCCCAAAAAAGCCUCAAUGGGCAGCUGUUUAAACCCUUAGGAUCCACAAUCCUGGACGGGAAAGAUCAGAAAAGUGAGCCCCCAACAUCCCCUACCUCAAAAAGGAAAAGAGUGAAGUUCACCACCUUCACCACCAUCCCCUCGGAUGACCCGGGCCCCACCAGGGACUCCCUGGGGCUGAGCAGUGAGGAUGACAUUAAGUGGGUCUGCCAGGAUCUGGACCCUGGGGAAUGCAAAGAGCUACACAACUACAUAGAGAGGUUACACGAAAAUGUGUAAGCCGCACACACAUUUGUUCUCACUCACCUUUCAGCCUUUAAUUCCAGGAUGUGUAGCAGCGGUGCACCCGGGACAGAAAUGAAAUGACAGGACAAGAGAAGGGUGACGCUGUCCAGAGAGUCUCGGAAAACAACCCCAGCCCAGCGCGGGAGGCCCCGAGUCAGCAUCGGUGCACACAUUCCAGCGUACGAUGUCUUGUCUAAAGUUAAGAGGUUUAUCACUCAUGGGAAGAUUUUUAAAACUUGGAACAAAAAUGAGUUCUGAAUCACUGAAC